Messenger RNA from Xiphias gladius (swordfish), 2297 nucleotides. RefSeq names its product transcription termination factor 1, mitochondrial. The transcript is spliced from 2 exons. Gene Ontology annotation, biological process: regulation of DNA-templated transcription; termination of mitochondrial transcription. The coding region runs from base 434 to 1594 and encodes 386 amino acids. The record is from RefSeq and is a predicted model, not a curated record. NCBI's taxonomy places the organism in Eukaryota, Metazoa, Chordata, Actinopteri, Istiophoriformes, Xiphiidae. Gene Ontology annotation, cellular component: mitochondrial matrix. Gene Ontology annotation, molecular function: double-stranded DNA binding.
UUUCCGCUCUGCUUGGGACAUGCCUGUCACAAAAUACCCGCCUCGCCAGCCUUCAGGCAGCCGCAUAGAGAUAUAGCUAUGUAUGGUAUGUGCUUUAGGGUUUGUUUGAUUUUCUGCAAGAGGGCAAAGGCUUUAGGCGCCGGUAAAUUGAUAAUAACUGGUACCCGGUAGAAGAUGUUAACGGUUCAGGCUGUCUGGUUGGCCGGAACUUUACACUCGGUCAGUGCUAGAGAUGCCCAGCGGAUCAAUAUCGCAGGUAACGCUGUCGAUGCGCCGGAAGGCGACUUCUCUGCGGCCUGCCCGAGAGACCUCCCGUCGACGUCAGUCGCCCUGUAGGUAAUGAAUAACGAGCACGACCGGUCCUGUGUCGGGUUGAACCUCAGCUCCACUGACACUGGCGGUUGAUGUUGCAGUGUAGCCGUCCUCAUUGAAAAUGGCAGCGGUACCUGGAGUGAGGGCUUUCCUCAGCCUCCGUCGAUCAGGGACAUUGCAACACAGUUUUGGGCUCAUUAAAGUACAGUUGAGAUCAACGUGCCUUCCCAGGAGGCUUUGCAGUGCUCCUACAAAAAGUAACGAGCCAAAGCUGCCGGUGAACCCAGAGAACGAAUCUCUGCUGGAGAACCUGAAUCUCAUGGGAGUUGAUGUGAAGAUGGCACGCCAGCGUCAGCCGGGGGUGCUUCGUAAAGCUUUCACCAACGAGCAGGGCCUCGCUCAGUUUCUGCAAGGCAAAGGUGCCAGCCGCAAAGUAAUCGCCAGCAUCAUAUCCCGUUAUCCCCGUGCUAUCACCCGCUCAAUUGAACACUUGGAACAGCGCUGGGAGCUGUGGAGAAACAUCUUCAAGACGGAUGCAGAAAUUGUGACCAUCCUGGAUCGCUCACCUGAGUCUUUCUUCCGGUCCAGUGAUAAUGGGAACUUGGAGAAGAACAUAGCUUUUCUGACCUCGCUGGGACUGAACACCAAAGAUCUCCACCGACUGCUGACCACAGCGCCGCGGACAUUCUCCAACAGUUUAGAGCUCAACAGGCAGAUGGUGGAGUUUCUGGAAGACAUCUGUGCAGAGCUUGGUGGGAAAAAUCCAGAGCAGUUUGUCAAAGUUGUCAUAUCCAGAAACCUUUACAUUCUCAUCCGAAGCACAAAAAGAGUCAAGACCAACAUUGAUAACCUGAGAGCCUCUCUUAAGCUGAGUGAUUCAGAGCUGCUGGCACUUUUGCAGGGCCCUGGGGCAGAAAUUCUGGACCUUUCAAAUGAGUAUCUGAAAAAGAAUUUUAACAGCCUUCAGCAGAAGAUGGCUUCUCUUGGCUGUCGGAAAGUUGACAUAAAAAAACUGAUCAUUAGCUAUCCGAUGGUUCUGUACAUUGGGCCAGACACAUUGAGCUGUAAACUUGACUGUCUCCUGAAAGGAGGAAUCACAAUGAAGCAGAUACUUGAGAAGCCCAAGGUUUUGGACUACAGCACACAGAACAUUACAGGGCGACUAGAGGAGCUGCAGAGAGUGGGAUAUGACUUCCAGAAGAAUGGCAUCAACAUCCUGGACUCCAGCCGAAAGCGGUUUGUUGCAAAGAUAGAAAAACUUGCUGCCACACCAGAUGACUGAAUGUAGUUGCUUGUAAUGUUAGACAGUGUUAGAGGCUGUUUUUACCUGAACUUGGCUUCAGGAUAGUCAUGUCUUCUGCUUUAAACAUUUAUUCAUUCGUCAUGACAAAUAUGAUUUCUGACUUCACUGAUGUCUCUUUCAUAAUAUUUCAAUAUACUCUGCGACUAACUUCAUUAUCUGUUAAUCUGCCAAUAAAGUUUUGUGAUUAAUUGUUUGGUCUCUAAAAUCUCAGAAAAUAGUGCACAUGACGAUCACAACUUCCUAAAGCCCAUGGUGGCAUCUUCAAAUUUCUGGUUUUGCCAACCAACUGUCCAAAGACUGAAGAUACUCAGUUUACCGUCACAUAAAAUAAAGAAAGCAGCAAAUCUUCACAAUUUAAAAGCUGGUAGUUGUGAAUGUUUGGCUUUUUUGAAAAAUGACUUAAAUGAUUAAUCAAGUAUCAAAUUUCCAUUGACUCAUUAAUUAAUUGACUAUUAAGUGUUUCCGCUAUAAUAUUGAGUAUUUAUUGACAAGAAUGGUAUUUUUGAAACAUUGACAGCUGUUAAGAAAUUCCGUCCCCCUUAAUAUGCACAUGCAUUAAUGUAAGAUUUUUUUUUUUCUUGUUCAAAUUGUUGUAAAUGACUCUGCAUUUUAGAGAACUGAAUUCAUGUGAAGAUGCAAUCUUGAAAUAAAGGUGAUGUCCGGACAAGGGCAUAACAUCUGA